Molecule: messenger RNA, 2442 nt
Organism: Schizosaccharomyces japonicus yFS275
Lineage: Eukaryota; Fungi; Ascomycota; Schizosaccharomycetes; Schizosaccharomycetales; Schizosaccharomycetaceae
Product: vacuolar protein
Exons: 7
Coding region: 1-2442 (813 amino acids)
Biological process (GO): phosphatidylinositol biosynthetic process
Cellular component (GO): PAS complex; endomembrane system
Source: RefSeq, a predicted model, not a curated record
AUGUUUUCCGGAAAAAAGCUCACGUUUCUUCAUUUCAUUGAUAUUUCCGUUCGUGAGCGCUUACGGUACCUCCAUUGUAGUAUCCGUUCACCAAGUCCUAUAAUUCACAAUUCUCCUCAUAGAACAUACAUGUUCCCAGUUAGAGGAUUAUGUAAUAAACUCUACGAGAAGCGGAAAUCGACCGCUUAUGAAGUUGAACAACUUAUUCGUAUUAAGCUUGAAGACGAAGAUGAGGAAGGCAUUAACGAAGUAAUUCGCCAGCUUUCGAAUGAUUUUAUUUAUUCACCUUCUCGGAGUACUUAUGCUGCAUUUGGCGGUUUGAUUGGAUUAGCGGCAGUGGGAAUUGCUCUCGGGUUUAAAAUAGCAACAUUUCUAGAGUCGAUUUUAUUACCUGUCUUAUAUUGCCUUAAUGACACGGACUCUAAGAUUCGUUAUUAUGCCUGUGAGAGUCUGUACAAUAUCGGAAAAGUUGCCAAAGGCGAGCUUUUUCGUUUUUUCAAUCCCAUUUUUGAUGCUCUUUCGAAACUCUCCGCUGACCAAGAACUAACAGUUAAAAAUGGAGCUGAGCUAUUAGAUCGCCUGAUUAAGGACAUUGUUUUGCAGCAAGCUGCAACGUACAUAUCUUGUGUUGAUGAUCAGUCUUCCACACAUACUUAUGAACCGCCCGUAUCAGAAGUUCAAGAUGUUCCUGUACUGGGCAGAGAACCUACCAGAUCAGGAACUUUUUCUAUUGCAUCAGUCAUUCCUUUGUUUGCGGAGAGAAUUUAUGUACUCAACCCUAAUACACGCAUGUUCCUUGUUUCGUGGAUUCAACUGCUGGACAGUAUUCCAGAUCUGGAAUUUAUUACUUAUGUGCCAACCCUAUUAGAUGGUUUGCUAAACUAUUUGAAUGAUCCAAAUGAGGGAGUGCGAGUCGCAACUUCCAACUGCUUGGCAAACUUUUUAGCUGAAAUUCAAAAGGUCGCCAAAGUGAAGUAUUACUUUUUCGAAAAAGAUGAAGAGCGGAAACCAAACUAUUUUGAGGAUUUAAAGAAGAAAGUUUUGUUGGAGAGCAUGUCGCCAGAACUCAUAGAAUAUGUGGAAAACUCAAUCAGAGAAGGUUCCUAUAUACUUGAAGCGCAUGUAGAGGUAAACUACCACAAAAUCUUAACUGUGCUGCUCGAGCGACUGAAAUCCGGUGUUCCUCUUAUCCAAAUUACUGUUCUUUCCUGGAUGUCCGAAUUGUUACGCAUCUCUCCUCAGGAUUUCAUCACACUCAUUCCAGACAUUUUGCGCGAGGUUUUUCCUUUGUUCUCAAGCGUAGGGAAUGUCGCACAACUUGCUAGAGAUUUAGCACAGAAUCUUGCCGGAUUUUGCACAAAGAUACUCGAUCUCGAAGUCAGUGAUCCAAAAGCGUUGGGACCCGAGGUCGAUCGCAUUGAUUUGGACGCUGUGAUAGACGUCUUGAAGGAAUUGCUGACGAACGAGAAUGAAGAAACCCGUGUAAAAUCUUUAGAAUGGAUUAUAAUGUUCAAGAAGAAGGCCAAUGGAAAAAUUAUUGACGUAGACGACCCUGCAUUUAAAGCCUUUCUCCGCCGACUUAGUGAUUCCAGUGAUUUGGUUGUAUCAAAGAAUCUCGAGUUGCUUUCACACAUCGCAAUAUCUCAGAAAGGUGCUAAUCUGAAACAUUUUCUUAAAAGCCUUCUGUCUAUGUUUGCGGAAGACCGCGAGUUUCUGGAUAAUCGGAGUGCUUUCAUAAUCCGACAACUUUGCGUGAACAUAAACGGUGAAAAGGUUUAUCGUGGUUUUGCUGAAAUUCUCGAAAAAGAAGAGGAUCAAUCUUUCUUCGUAUGCUUAUAUCGCGCAUGGUGCCACAAUCCUGUAGCACUUUUUUCUUUAUGCCUUAUUGCUCAAGCAUAUGAGCUUGCAGCUAAUCUAUUAACCGUGUUUGGUGAAAUCGAAAUGAAUAUGCAAAUUCUAAUUCAACUUGACAAGCUGAUUCAACUCAUUGAGUCUCCGGUAUUUACGAGUAUGAGAUUACAACUGCUGGAACCGGACCGGUAUCCCAGUUUAAUUAAAGCACUGUAUGGCGUGCUCAUGUUAUUGCCUCAAUCAAGUGCUUUUCGUACACUUCGGGAACGGUUGCAAUGCGUAUUUCCCUUACGGUCGGGCAUGUCCAUCUCAAAAGACCGUUUCAAUCGUGGAAACCGAGAUGAUCAGAAUUCUAUUGAGCUGCUGGAAUGCUUCAGACAUACACAGAACAAACAUCAAAUCACUAUCCGGGAGAAAAACAAAGGUAGACUUGCUCUUCCUGUUGCUCUUACUCCCAAUCCUACUGCAACGACAACAUCUACGCCUACCUCUGCAUCAGGCAUCACGACAAAUACAGCGCCUGUCUCAUCUAUCUUUGCAAACCUUGCUCCUGUUGGAGGUUCCGCAGUGGGCCGCAAGAAAAAACUGUGA